This is a messenger RNA of Acanthosepion pharaonis, 627 nucleotides long. NCBI's taxonomy places the organism in Eukaryota, Metazoa, Mollusca, Cephalopoda, Sepiida, Sepiidae. The record is from the annotation of a GenBank genome assembly.
AUGUCAUAUGCUUUCCUAUCUCUUCGCCGUAUAUCUCUUUCUUUCCGUUCCUUUCCAUCUCUCACUUAUACAUUUUCAACCACCACCUCCAUUGAAGCCAUUUUAUUUCAAGCAUUUUCGCGCGCUUCUGAAUUAUUUCAUCCGAGCGUUUCCAUUUCACUCUUCUCUCUCUCUCUCUCUCUCUCUCUCUCUCUUUCCUUUCGUUCUUUUAUCUUUUCUCUUUGUCUCUCACUGGAAAAGAAUGCUGGGCUGUUUCACGUUCUCUUGAACUCUCUCUCCAAAGUUCUUUUCAACUUUCCCUCACGGUACUUGUCGACUAUCGGACUCGUCCCGGUAAUUAGCCUUGGAUGUAGCUUAGCACCCGAUUUGGGCUGCGUUCCCAAGCAACCCGACUCUCGGAUCGAAGGCCGUCGCCUGCCGUCCGUAGCGAAUGGGCCUGGCACCCGCCGCGGGCGGCCCCGAUCGAGGGAACUCCGAACUACGCGAGACGAAAACGAGCGGCUGCCUUCGACCCAUGCGCCACACGUCCCGAAGCCUUUUGCUUGCGACGGGAUUCGGCGUUGGGCUUCUCCCGGUUCACUCGCCGUUACUAAGGGAAUCCCGGUUGGUUGCUUUUCCUCCGCUUAG